This is a messenger RNA of Castor canadensis (American beaver), 1997 nucleotides long. Lineage: Eukaryota; Metazoa; Chordata; Mammalia; Rodentia; Castoridae. The record is from RefSeq and is a predicted model, not a curated record.
AUGUAAUAUUAAGGAUAUGUUCUAAAAACAUUUUAGAUGUUUCACAUUCGGGAAUAAAGUUAUUCUGACCUAGUAGUCCAAGUAGCAGGAGUUUCAACCAAAAUAAUAAUAAAACAGCUAUUUAGGACUCAUUAUCUAAGAUGCAGACUUUCCCAUGCAAAAUGCCUAAUUUCUUCCUGUCUUCAUCUCCCACAACAACUUUAGGACAUCUUGACUUCCACAUUCUUGCUAAGGACCAUCCAGAGUGUUAACUGGUGUCUGGUGUUGGGAACUGUUGGAACCAAAGUCUUCCCUGCAGUCUACUUUCUUUCUCACAUAGGAAGAAAGUACAUUCAGAAUGGAAGCUUAAACUCUACAAAAGAAUGCAAUCAAGUGAUGGCUUUUUCUUUAGCGUUUGAAUAUGGAGGCCACAGGAACAGAUGAAGUUGACAAGCUAAAAACUAAAUUUAUAUCUGCUUGGAACAACAUGAAAUACAGCUGGGUGUUGAAAACAAAGACAUAUUUUAGUAGAAAUUCCCCUGUAUUAUUGCUUGGAAAAUGUUACCAUUUUAAAUUUGAAGAUGAACAUAAAGUAUUACCUGCACUAUCUGGAUGUACAAUAGAAGACCAUGUAAUUGCGGGAAAUGUAGAAGAAUUUCGUAAAGAUUUCAUUUCUAGGAUAUGGCUGACCUACAGGGAAGAGUUUCCUCAAAUAGAAGGCUCAGCCUUGACAACAGAUUGUGGUUGGGGCUGUACACUGAGAACUGGCCAGAUGCUGUUGGCUCAAGGACUCAUACUACAUUUUCUUGGUAGAGCUUGGACCUGGCCUGAUGCAUUGAACAUUGAAAAUUCAGACUCUGAAUCAUGGACUUCCCACACUGUAAAAAAAUUUACUGCAUCAUUUGAAGCAUCACUUUCAGGGGAAAGAGAACUCAAAACUCCAGCAAUUUCACUGAAGGAAACACUUAGGAAAUAUUCUGAUGAUCAUGAAAUGCGAAAUGAAACUUAUCACAGGAAAAUCGUCUCCUGGUUUGGUGAUUCCCCCUUGGCUCUUUUUGGCUUACAUCAAUUAAUAGAAUUUGGAAAGAAGUCUGGGAAAAAAGCUGGAGAUUGGUAUGGACCAGCUGUGGUUGCUCACAUUUUAAGAAAAGCUGUUGAAGAAGCAAGACACCCUGACUUACAAGGAAUAACAAUUUAUGUUGCACAAGACUGUACAGUUUACAAUUGUGAUGUAAUUGAUAAACAAAAUGCUUCCAUGACCUCUGGUAAUGCAGAUGGCAAGGCUAUUAUUAUUUUAGUUCCUGUUAGACUUGGUGGAGAAAGAACUAACACAGACUACCUGGAGUUUGUGAAGGGUGUUUUAAGUCUUGAAUAUUGUGUGGGAAUUAUUGGUGGCAAACCUAAGCAGUCAUAUUACUUUGCUGGAUUUCAAGAUGACAGUUUGAUUUACAUGGAUCCUCAUUACUGCCAAUCCUUUGUGGAUGUCAGCAUAAAGGACUUCCCUCUUGAGACAUUCCACUGCCCUUCUCCCAAAAAGAUGUCCUUUCGAAAAAUGGAUCCUAGCUGUACAAUAGGAUUUUACUGUCGAAAUGUUCAGGACUUCAAACGAGCUUCUGAAGAAAUCACUAAGAUACUGAAAAUUUCUUCUAAGGAAAAAUAUCCCUUGUUUACUUUUGUAAAUGGCCAUUCCAGAGACUAUGAUUUUACAUCUACUGCAUCCAAUGAAGAAGACCUUUUCUCAGAGGAUGAAAAGAAAAGAUUAAAAAGAUUUAGCACAGAAGAAUUUGUCUUACUUUAAAAACUAACACAUUUGUGCUUGUUGAGAACUCAUUUGAAUGGGAAAAAAAUGAAGAGAAACAAGUACACUCAAAACUGUUUAUUUUUUACAAAUAUCUUAAUUUUAUAUGUUCUUUUAAAAGAGAACAUUUGAAAAUACAAAAGUUUAAAGAUAUUUUUCUGAAAGAGAAAUGAUUUGAUGAAUCUUGCUUUCUAAUAAAUGUCGAGUGAUUCUGGCUGCA